AUGAGGCUGGAAAGGUAUGUCAGACUUAUUCAGGAGAUGUACAGGAAUGUGUAUACUAGAGUGAGAAGCAGUGUUGGAGAUACAGAUGGAUUUGAGAUAGUUGGAUUACACCAAGGGUUGGCUCUAAGCCCAUUCAUCUUCAACAUCGUGAUGGAUGCAAUGACCAAGGAUGUUAGAGAAGCAGUGCCAUGGUGCAUUUUAAUUGCAGAUGAGAUUGUGAUGUGUUCAGUGGGGAGGGAGGAGUUGGAGGGGAGGUUGGAGAGGUGGAUGGCAGCACUUGAGGAGAGGGGAAUGAGAAUAAGCAGAUCAAAUACCGAAUAUAUGUAUUCCAGUAUUACUGAGGAUGGUGGAAAUAGCAUAAGAUUGGGUAGGGAAGUAAUAAAGAGAGUACAGAAGUUCAAGUACUUGGGCUCCAUAUUAGAGGAUAGUGGAAGCAUGGACCAGGAGAUGAGACAUCGAAUUCAGGCAGGAUGGAAUAACUGGACGUCUUCAUCAGGGGUCCUCUGUGACAAGAAGGUUCCUCUGAAACUGAAGGUAAAGUUUCAUAGGAUGGUGGUCAGACCAGCAAUGUCAUAUGGAACAGAAACAGCAAGUAUGAGGAAAACAGAGGAGGAGAAGAUGGAUGUAGCAGAAAUGAGAAUGUUGAGAUUGAUGUCGGCAGUAACAAGGGGAGAUAAGAUUAGAAAUGAGCAUAUAAGAGGGUCAACAAAGACUCGUCUCAUCUCGCUUCUCUCCCCGUUAUUCCGGGAAGAAGAAGAAGAAAAAGAAGAAGAAGAAGAUGAAGAAGAAGAAGAAGAAGUAGAAGAAGAAGAAUAG
Messenger RNA from Macrobrachium nipponense, 816 nucleotides. RefSeq lists its product as uncharacterized. Lineage: Eukaryota; Metazoa; Arthropoda; Malacostraca; Decapoda; Palaemonidae. The record is from RefSeq and is a predicted model, not a curated record. The transcript has 2 exons. Bases 1 to 816 code for a protein of 271 amino acids.